Nasonia vitripennis (jewel wasp) is the source of this 7999-nucleotide messenger RNA. RefSeq lists its product as uncharacterized. The record is from RefSeq and is a predicted model, not a curated record. Gene Ontology annotation, biological process: regulation of transcription by RNA polymerase II. Lineage: Eukaryota; Metazoa; Arthropoda; Insecta; Hymenoptera; Pteromalidae. The coding region runs from base 697 to 2337 and encodes 546 amino acids. Gene Ontology annotation, molecular function: protein dimerization activity; RNA polymerase II cis-regulatory region sequence-specific DNA binding; DNA-binding transcription factor activity, RNA polymerase II-specific. The transcript is spliced from 3 exons.
UCCGGACUCUCCGACAGCAGUUCAGUCGCCUUUAAUCGGCCCUAAAGCGCACUCUGCUAGCAGCCUGUUGCCCGGUCAGCUCUCGCAGUCGCGCAGAAAGCGCACUUCGUUCGCGCCGGUGUGGCUUCUUUGCAGCAGUGUCGUUUUCGCUCUUUCUUCCGUAAUACGUAUUAAACUCGUAUCUCUCGCUUCUUUGCAUUCUUACAAAAUUAUCGUAAACCGGACAGCGAGUUUAUCAUACGAAGAUAAUGAUCAGUUCACGACGAGGAUCCAAUACGAAAAGCAGUGGAUAUUCCUGCUGUCAACUGGCCCAGUGUUCCUGCUUCGGUAGAACUUUGAGGACGACGACGACGACGACGCUCGCUUGAUAUCGCGCUCGAGUUGAAAUCGCAUUGACGCUCACGCGCUCAAUUAUUGUGUGUCCGCAGUGCGGAGCAUCGCAGAGAAACAAAAGAAGCUUGAUUUUUAACGAAGGGACUGUGUGUGCUACGUAUACAGAUAUACAACCAGCUCGGUGCCGCUCCCGCGCUUCUACUCUUACGCGCCGUAUCCUCCCGACCAAGGGGAAGAUAUAUAUAUAUAUAUAUAUAUAAUUUUCCUGGACAGCUAUAUACGUGUGAAAAGUGAGUGACGCGUAGAGAAGACGCUCAGAGACGAAUUCUGCAUUCGCCGCAGUCUUCAGCUCCAAGUGCAUAUAUGUUUUCGAGAAUGCCAUUACCCGCGUCGUGGGACUCGGACAGCAUGUUCGAGCCUGCGUCCCUGGCUACGGACACGACCGUGUCGGAUGACGUCUGGAAGAAGUUCGAGCUGGACUGUCCGCUGGACCAGUACGCUCACCGCUACCAGAACGAGCUCCACGACGAUAUGGCCCAGGCAACGAGUCUGCCGGCCUACUACGAGGUGCCGCCGAUGUUGCACUUCGACAAACUCAACUGCCAGGCAUCGCGGGAGAUCAGACACCACGACUGCAUGUGGGCCGGUCUCUGCAUCAGCAAGGAGCACAACCGCACGCAUCCCGCCAAGAAGGACAACCUCGUCCAGCGGCGGAUACCCGCGGGCAGGAGCCUCCUCAUCCCCAAGAACCAGAACCUCCAGCAGCAGAGUCAACCUCAGAACUGCAGCAGUAGCAACCUCCAGUCGCACAGUCUGACGAGUAGCAAUGUUCACAGUCACAACAGUAUGGCGAGCAGCAACGGAUACCAUCAGAGCAAUUGUCGAACGAUGACGAAGAACCUCGAGAGCGACGGUGACUCGACGAGGCCAGAGACGCCCCAGAGCAACGAGUCCGAGACGGAGAGCGAAGAGGAGGAGGAAGACGAGGCGCCUAUCUUCAGGCACGAACAGAUCAACAUCGACGAUAUCGUCUCGAUGCCAGUCAGCUCGCCCGGCGAGGUCACGAAUCAGUCGCUCAGACCGCUGGCCGACAGGAGAAAAGCUGAGCAGAUGAUCGCCCAGGAACAGUCGACGAAGGAGAACGCGAUCAGGAACACAUUGAUGAGCGACCACUGCUACCACCUCAACCAGCAGCAGCCCGCCAGCAACAAGAAACUCGAGAACCUCGGCGUGCAGACGCCCUCCGAUUCCGAGGAGGAGAUCGACGUGGUGUCGUACGACAAGCCGACCCGGUCGACGACGACGGCCGUCGCCUCGUCCCUGCCGACUUACCCCAAUUUCGUGGAGAGGCACCAAUUCCAACACAGCGUCAGCACGGCUUUCAAGCCAGAGAAGAAUGGCAACAGUAACUCCAGCAUCAACUCGACGAGUAGCAUACCAGCGGUGGUGAUCGCGCCGGCCACGGCGCCCCGGCCACGAGGUCGACCCCCGACGAAUCCGGCCUCCCGCAAACGCCAGCUCGAAAAUGCUGCAGCAGCCACGACGACGACGACGACGACGACGACGACGACGACGAAGGCUUCCUCGGCGAAGAAGGCGAAAAACAAUCGUGGCAACCAGAAACGCAGUUCGCCCCAGAAACAGGCCAAGUCCUCGCCGCUCGCUUCCCCGGCCAAGAUCAACAGCAGCAACACCUCGUCGUCGAGAAGUUCGUCGGACGACGAGCCCGACAUCGAGAAGAGGAGUCUCCACAACAACAUGGAACGCCAGAGGCGGAUAGAGCUGAGGAACGCCUUCGAGGAGCUUCGCCGCCUGGUACCCGCGAUCGAGGACAAGGAGAAGGCGGCCAAGGUGACGAUACUCAGGCAGUCGGCGGCUUACUGCUACAGGCUCUUCGACGUCGACAGGAUCAACGAGGCCAAGGUGAACGAGCUCAAGAGGAAGCAGGAGAGGCUCCGGGCACAGCUCAGCCAGCUCAGACGGAGCUUGGCUAUGCAACGCUGAGCUGGGGUAUGGAUAUAGAGAGAGAAACAGAGGGCGAGAAAGAGGGGGGAGGGAGACAACUGACGAGAGAACUCUGAAAGGGACCGAUUUCUCACGCGGCUGGACCGCUCGUGUCUGUGUAUGCGCGUGCUGAUGACGAGUUUUUUGUUUUCUUUGAAUGUGUAAGCAACGACUAUAUACGCAAACCUGACGAUGCAUCAGGACAAAAGUGUGCGACUAUAUUACAUACAUACAUAUACAUACACACACACACAUAUAUAUAUAUAUAUACACACUGCAUGCACGCUAAUUUUUCCCCACUUUUUAUACGAUAUGAUGCAUAUAUAUACGAGGAUAUAUAUAGUUCAAUGUACAAAACGAUAUAUAUAAGGAUACAUUAUAGUAACAAGCGAGAGACGCGUUUUGAUGAGUGGGAGGAGGCGGAUACACGUUGUGCGAGCUCUUCUCCUCCCGCGAGUCUCUAUAUUUUUUUGAUACGCUGAAUAGUAAUGCUGACGCUGAUAUAUUACGAUACGCCACGGCUCGACGGAAACUAAACGCGUCUCGCGCGAGACACGCUUGUGUGCAAAGUGAUAUUUACUAAAGAAGCAUAAUUAUUAUUAUUAUAUUAUCAUUAUCGCUAUUAUUACAACAACUAUAUCGAUUAUUAUCAUUAAAACUAUUAUAUAAUACGGUUUAUUAAUUGCUAAUUGAAAGAGUUUGUUAUUUUUAGUGCUAUAAGAGACGUCGGAAUAGGUGCGACUCGCGAGUAUACGAUAUGAGUACAUAUAUCGCUAAACGCGAAGCACACACGACAUAGACGCGCGCGCGCGCGCGCUCACACAGACACUUGAACGGGAGUUAUCUGUAGAUAAAUUAUAUAGUAAAAUAUAUGGAUAUAUAUUAUAUAUAUAGAUGACAUUUUUUACAUGUCCUUUUGUUUUUUUUCUCUUGGAACUUGGAACGAAAAGCAAGGAAGUAAAAUUCUUCAAUUUUCUCAAUAUACGUUCUUACUCUCUCGCUGAAGCCCAGCGACGAUGUGUUAGAAUACAGCAGGGCUGUAGGAUAUUCGAAACACAUGCACCGAUACCCCGGUUCUCAUACCGUUUAGGACAAAUGAAAUAUAGUUAAAGAAAAAUAGUCGAAACAAUUUUCAGUCACAGAGAUGGAUACACGCCAUCCGUCGAACGCGAAAAGCUAUACUUCUCUUCAACGACAGCUACGUAGCCCGACACGCUAAGAAGCUCCAAUACUUUUUUCCUUUGUGAAGCACUUUCUUUUUUCCUCUCCUCAAUGAAACUAGUAAUCGCGCAUGAAUUGAGCGCUCAUUUCGAGGGCUCGCGCAAAUUCUUCUUUCUACUGCGCACGCCAGUAGUCUUGUACAUAAAAAAAAAAAUUCAAAGUUUAUAUAUAUAUAUGUGUAUAUAUAUAUAUAUUUAUAUAUAUAUUAAAAUUGAAUCACAUUAUAAAUAUAUGAUAUAUAACAAAUCUAUGAGAAUAUAUAUACAUUUAAAAAUGUGCGAGAGGAAAAAGAAAUUGAUUAUAUUAUAUUAUUAUUAAUAUUAUUAUUAUUAUUGCUAUUAUUUUUAUUAUUAUUAUUACUAUAAUAUUGUUAACAGUUAUCAUGUCCGUCUCGUCGGCGUUUUCCUUUUAAGAAAACUCCUUAUAUUACAAACAAAAUUACGCUUCUACAAUUAGAGUUUUUUGGCAGUAAAGUUCGAAAAGUUAUUGUGUGACUACUCGAUUAAUCUAUAUAAUGCGCAGGAGAUGAAGAAAAAAAUUAUUAUAAUGCAUUUUUGUGCUUGAUAAGAUAUAAUUAACGAUUACAAAAAUUAUAAAGUGUUCGCGAGCGAAUAUAAUUGCAAAAACCUUAUAAUAAUCGCGUGAGAAAGAGAAUGCGUGUAGUUUUUGUUUUUCGUGAGUGUGCGUUCAUUAUAUACCGUAUAUAUAGAAUACUAAAAAAGGGGCGGGAUGUGCUAGGAGCAAAAAAAGGAAGGUACGAGUAAAAGGGGGAAGAGUGUUAAAAAUAGACGUGAGAGUUAGAGCGAGAGAGAGAGAGAGAGAGAGAGAGAGAGAGAGAGAGAGAGAGAGAGAGAGAGAAAGUGGAAGAAUUACCGAGUCUGAGUGCGAGAGAAUGAGGCGAAAGGGUGUAAUAGUAAGUGGAGGAAAAAAGGAAAACAAUGUGUUCAUUACGUUUCUAGGUUACAGUAUUCGUUUUUACUGAAUUUUCGCAGAGUUGGCAGGUUAGAAAAGCCCAAGGGAACUACCGAGGCAAGACACGUAAAAUAGUAGUAUAAAAAUAAUGAAGCUAAAAAGACACGCGCGAAUACACACAGGUUUAAAAUAAAGGGGGGGAAACGAAUUGAUCGAGCGAUAAAAAAAGUAAUGCUGUCGCAGAAGGAAACGUGCGGAGGAAACGAAAAAUAAAAAGAAAGGAUACGUACAGGAAAUUUUGGCCGGAAGCACGAUGGUUUCGCGAUGAACGAAUAAAGGACGGGACUCGUGAAUGAGGCCGCGGCCAUACGAUACGAGAAAAGGAUACGAAUGUGAGAAAAAAUAUGACGCGCGAGGUGAGAUUAGCGUUUCUCUUCACUUGAUAAUCGUUAUUUUUUUACAAACUUAUACACAUACUGCAACGGAAUCGGUGUAAGAUCUUUUAAACAACGAAAUUAUAGAAUGAAGUUCGAUGAGCUGCGCUACAGUGAAAUCUAGUUGUGUAAGACGAUGCAUAUAACAUGAAAUAAAAACCAUUGAGUUUGCAUUUAUAAUACUUGCGUAGUUUUUUAUCGAUAUAGAAAUUGAUUGUGUGAUAUAACAAAAAAUAAAAUAAAAUAGUGAAGCUAUUUUUGUAUAUUUUCCAAAAGACAAGUGCCUUCAGCGCAGCUCUUCCAUUUUCCACGAAAGAAAAGAAAAUUCGCAAAAAAAACAGGAAUUAUAUUCUGGUGCCAAAAAAAGAAAGACGAAUACACCAAGCUCAUCCCGUAUUCGCCGGUAGUUCCCCGUUUUUUUACGAGCGGAAAGGAAGGAACGAUCGAGUUGAGUCUUUUCCGUCGAUUAUACAGACACACAUCCAUACACGUAUAUACACGGUCUUUUACUACGCUUUUUUUUAAGAUACUCUGCAGCCGGGUUUCGGUUUUAAUCCGCAUGUGCGGGCGUCGUUUUAUGCGUGUUUUUUUUUUAAGUAAAAAGAGUGCGAGAGUCAAACGAGUGCUAGGGAAUAAGUGAAUAUAUAGUUGAGCAGAGGGCGAUCUUGCUUUUGAGAAAUUUUUAGCUCAGGCAAUUAUACGAGGUCGCGUUUACACGAGAAUGCGCGCGACGGGGGGAAAUUAAAAUAGAGAGAGUCGGUGAUGCCGCUUUUAGUCGCCUCUACUUCAAAAGAGUGCAAAAUGUACCUGCUAAACAAAAAUAAUAAAAUAACUACGAUAGCCAUUAAAUAGAGAAAGAGAGACGAUUAGUACGAAACCGAGAUGCACCGGGACAUAAGUACGGGAAAUUUUAUUUGUUUCUCCGUGCUCAAGACAGAAAUGCUGAAUAAACGGUGCAAAAAAGUUACGUAAAAUAGCAAAAUAGUUUAGGACACCUAUUUAGGGACAAUUCUUGCGCAGUUCAGGUUUACGCCUUCCACUUACGUGCUUCCUUUUUUACACUCGUACACACAAACAAAUAAAUAUAUUAUAUAGUAUAUAGUUUUUUACUAAGAUUUAGACACGUUUUCUUGCAUUCGUUUUGUUUUUCCUCGACUUCUCUCCUCCAUGAGAAAAUCCAAGAUGAAUCGUUUUUUUUAGUUCAGCAAUUAUUGACUGUUUAUAAUUUUUCGUUCCAUGAUUGCACAAAUCUGUUUUUUUUUCCUUCGAUUUUCAUACAGAGAUAUGAAAGCGAAUACAGCUGCACAAAGUUGAUGCAUUUUUUUGUUGAACAUAGCCGGGUUCGCGCUGCAACCUCUAGUUUUUGAUUUUGCAUUUUUUUUUCUUGUUGAUUGUGGUAGAGGAGAUAGUACUUUUUAACGAAGACGAAACGUUUUUUUUUACUAUAAUUUCGUUCCGAUUUCUCGCGAAAUAGCAGUUUUCGAGAGCCUGUACAUAGAAUUCAAUAAGUGGAAAUUUUUUACGCCUCGCAGACUUAACAGUUUUUCGUUUUGAGAAAUUAUGACUUAUGUAGACAGAAAUUAGAGAGAAAUGCAAUCUAUUUCACAGAACACACACAACUAAAAAAUAAAAGCAUUUCACGGACUGAUUUUUACCCAGAUGUAGUUUUCUAUGAUAUAAAUCAAGAAAACGUGUACAAAAAAAUUGAAUAAAUAGCUUUCUUAUGUACUUCGGACAGCGCAAGAAAAUGAAACGAUGCUUGUCGAAAACGACGCGAGUAUAAGAGUUUAGUGCGAGUUAUUGUCUGGAGAGAAAGAAAGGGAAGAACGUAGGCGAGAAAAAAGUUUACAUAAUUAUAAUGUUAGGUUUUUUUAUCGAGAGCAAAACGAUAUUUUUAUUUAUCCUUUUAUUUUUAUACGUUGUAAACUACGAAGAAAUUGUUAAAAAGAAAAGAAAAUUGCAAAAAAUUAAAAAAAAAAAAACAUUGAGAAAGAAAUGUUAACGGUCGACGACAAUUAGGUUGCGAGAAGAAACAUCAGUCAGUUUGAUAUAUGAUGAAAAAAAGCAAGGAAAAACUUAGAAUGAAUGGUUGUGUAUGCCUCAUGCCAAAUAGAAUCUCGUUAUUUUUUCAUAGAAUGAAUCACUAUUGACUUGAAUAAUACUAACUAAUAUUAUGUAAUAUGCACAAUGAAGUGAUAAAUAAAUACAAUGCAUUUUUGUCGAAAAUGGUUCACUGAACACGUUUUUGUCACCAUUUAGAUAGACGAUAAAUAAUUAAAUAAUAAUAAUAAUAAUAACGGAGGAAGAUGAAAAGACAGACGAGUAAUGAUGUUUUAAAGAAACCGAAGUCGAUUUACGCUACAUUAUAGAAAUUAAUAACGUUUAUACCUCUAUUUGCGAUUAAUCUGAAAGAAGCUAUAGCAUUUUUCUACGCAGUAUAUACAUUGAAAGAAAAGACAAAAUAAUGAAUGACCGAGCGAAUGAGUGAUUUUUGUGCAUGGUGAGAAAGAAUCGACUUGACGAUGAUGAUGAUGAUGAUGAGAUGCUUGCUGACGAGUGAAAGAGGCAACGAGCGAGUGCAGUGGGAACAUGCGAAAAUAAAAUAAUUAAGACAAAGGUAGUAAGAGAAAGGGAGGAAGAAAAAUUUUUGCAAAAUGCUAAACACUCACGCUAAAACAGAAGCGAAAUGUAUUUUUGUUGUACUUAAGCUUUACCGUUGUUAUCGCCUCGUCGUCACCGUCAACUAUCUUCGGCAGUUCGGAAACGAUUGCAAAAAAUAUUUGUUUUACGACGAAGAAAAAAAUAUCGAGACCCACGAAAAUUGACGGCAAGCGGUUCGGCGAGCGCCGAAGUUGGUUGACGGUCUCCUCGAUCGCGAAAUCGGCACAUCGAUUUGUUCUUUUUCUUUUUUAUUAUUGUCACACAUCAAGUCGCUCCGACACUUUGUUAAAGGAUAGAUAUCAAUUUUCCGACGUAAAAGGAAAAAUAAAAUUAAAGUCUAUAAUGACAAACAUUUCUUUUAAAUAGGAAAAUAAGUCAUACAGUUCCUUAAAUUUAUAUUUGAAUCAUAUAUCAAUAAACUAUGUAACAUUUAA